Molecule: messenger RNA, 1392 nt
Organism: Python bivittatus (Burmese python)
Lineage: Eukaryota; Metazoa; Chordata; Lepidosauria; Squamata; Pythonidae
Source: RefSeq, a predicted model, not a curated record
CAGUCAGAAGAGGCAAAGUCAGAGUGGGUUGGAGAAAAACCAGGGGAGCCUUGUUGUGAAAGGGCAAAAGCUCCCUGCCCAGCUCAGGGAUGGCUUUCCGGUUUCUGGGUUACGUUGUUCUAGUCCUGUUAUGGGUAUGCGUUACUGCUGCGGCUGCUGAAAAAGAAUGUGAACCACCUCCCAGAAGAGAUCGUGAACAACCUAUAGAAGAAUUGAAUGAAGAGUCAUUUGGACAUGGAACCACAAUAUCAUAUAAAUGCCGGCCUGGAUAUGUUAAAGCUUGGCUUAUUAAAGUUCAGUGUAAUGAUGGAACCUGGGAACACUUGUAUCCUAAAAAGAACUGCACAGGAAUAUCUUGUGGACAUCCCGGAGACUCUGAUUAUGCCACUUUUGAACUUGUCCGUGGAGAUGGUUUUACUUUUGGUGCCCGUGUUACUUAUACGUGUAAUGAAGGGUAUAAGAUGCUGAGCCAAUAUGAUUACCGUGAUUGUCGAGCAAAUGGAUGGUCCAAUGAAGUUCCUCACUGUGAAAUCAACAAAUGCUUUCCAGUAGCAACACCAGCAAAUGGGAGGAUUGUUCAGGGUGCAAAAGUUCAGCUGGACCAAGAUUUUUUAUCUGGGGACAUAGUGAUAUUUGGAUGUACUGGAUCCUUCAAAAUUCAAGGAGCUGAUAAAAUUACUUGUACAGCUGAUGGCACCUGGAGUGCACCUGUCCCAAAAUGUAUAGAAAUUACUUGCCAGGCAGACUAUAUUGAACAUGGAACCAUAUUAUCUGUAAAGAACCCCGCCGCCUGUAAACGAAGGGGUUGUGAAUAUAUCCCUAUAGAAAAUGGAAGAAUACCUCAUAAUUCUGAAUGGAACCAACCAUUUCCAAAAUGGGAGGGACAAACAAUUGACUUUUAUUGUUAUCGUGGAUUUCUGGCUGCAAACAAACAGACAUGGCACAGGGCCACAUGCAUUAAUUCCCACUAUGUCCCAGAACCAAAGUGUUUCAAAACAUGCGAUCAUUCUCAACGUUUUCAUUAUGGUCACUUCAACUCUAAUUAUUGGAACAAGUACAUAGAGGGUGACAACAUAACAUUUACUUGUAAUGAGGGCUAUCAUCCUGCAGAGCAGCAGACAACAUCCAGCUGCACAAAAAAUGGCUGGUCACCCUUUCCAAGAUGCAUCCCCAGAAAAGGUAAGCUUUAGGAAUGUCAGCUAAAAAUGCCUGACCUGAAGUGACUUAUCAUGCUUUGCUAUAGACAUUUUUCUUGGUGCUUUUGAAGCAGCAUUUCACAGUGGAUUUAUAAAUGAGAAUUUGUGAUAAUUCAGCAGCAGGCAUGAAGACAGAUGCAUAUAUCCACAGGGAAUUGUGCUAUGACUGGGGUAAAGGUAUGUCUAUGUAUGUGUA